Fragaria vesca subsp. vesca is the source of this 807-nucleotide messenger RNA. Its product is annotated as blue copper protein-like. Gene Ontology annotation, molecular function: electron transfer activity. The coding region runs from base 74 to 679 and encodes 201 amino acids. NCBI's taxonomy places the organism in Eukaryota, Viridiplantae, Streptophyta, Magnoliopsida, Rosales, Rosaceae. The transcript has 2 exons. The record is from RefSeq and is a predicted model, not a curated record. Gene Ontology annotation, cellular component: plasma membrane.
AGAACACCACAAUACAGUACCAAAUAGCUUAAGCUAGGGGCAACCUGUGAACACUUCAAGUUUCAUUGAGAUCAUGGGGCCUAAGAUACUUAGUUCGACUACCUUUGUGUUCACAAUUGUUAUAGCUCUAGCAGCUGUGCUGCAAACCGCAGAAGCUGAAACGCACACAGUGAGUUGGAGUAACACAGUUGGAGCCGACUUCUAUACUUCCUGGGCUGCCAAUCAUACCUUCAAAGUUGGCGAUGUUCUAGUGUUCGAUUUCACAACAGGACGACAUGAUGUAGCUGAACUAUCAAAGGAUGCUUAUGAAAAGUGCAACGUCACUGGCUUCAUCAGCAGCCCCAAGAGCGAAGGACCAGCCAACUACACCCUCAGCGCCACCGGUGAUCACUACUUCAUCUGCCGCUUCCCUGAGCACUGUGACCAAGGAGGACAGAAGUUAACAAUCGCUGUCACUGGCGAUUCCGGCUCUGCACCUAGGCCUGCUCCUGCCCCUAGCAGUACUAGUACUCCUCCUCCUUCCAAGUCUGAAUCUCCUCCCCCUUCAACAUCGCCACCACCGAGCACGUCAAGCACUACAGCACCACCGCCAGAGGGCUCGACAGGCAGCUCUUCUCAUGUUCUCACCAUUUCUACUGUGUUCAUGUCUAUUGCCAUAGCUCUUUUCUGCCUCCUCUAGUCUCUAACUCCAUGUACAUAUCAAGUUAUCUCAGCUUGAUACUUAUAUCCAUUUCUUUGGUCCAGCAUGAAUUAUUUUGGAACAAGAGCUUGAUCGAUAUAAUUUAUUUCCUUGAUGGAUUCAUUUGG